Messenger RNA from Hansenula anomala, 1107 nucleotides. RefSeq lists its product as uncharacterized. Gene Ontology annotation, cellular component: membrane. Gene Ontology annotation, molecular function: transmembrane transporter activity. Lineage: Eukaryota; Fungi; Ascomycota; Saccharomycetes; Phaffomycetales; Wickerhamomycetaceae. Bases 1 to 1107 code for a protein of 368 amino acids. The record is from RefSeq and is a predicted model, not a curated record. The transcript has 2 exons. Gene Ontology annotation, biological process: transmembrane transport.
AUGUUCUUUAUCGGUAUGACUUCACAAACCAUAGGUUCCCUGAUCCCAUUAAUCACUCUAUAUUACAAGAUAUCCGCAUCCACAAUCUCUUUAAUAUUCAUAUCACAACUAUGUGGUAGCUUGAUCAGUGCAUUGGUCAUUGAACUGGUGCAUAAAGUGGUUGGAAGACUUGGAGUUUUAAUCUUGGGGAAUUUGUGUAUCAUAAUGAUGAGCUUGAUUAAUGUUUUCAAGCCUCCAAUAUGGUUAUUUGUGAUGAGCUAUGGCGUUGCAGGGUUGGGGAUGGGGCUUUUGGGUGGCUGUAUGAAUGUCUUUAUUAGUUCUUUGAAAAGUCAUAAUGAAUUGAUGGGUAUCCUACAUGGGUGUUUUGGUAUUGGUGGGAUUGUGUUGCCUGUGAUUAUUAAUAAGGUUCUUGAAUGGAGUUUUAAUGAUUUUGGUAUACAUUAUUUGAUUAUGAGUUGGGUUGGGUUGUUGGUUUGCUGUUGUGUCUUGGGAAGCUUUUGGAAAGAGGAUGGAUUGAAGUAUGAAUAUGAGAUAUCUGUGCUUAGGGAUCAUGAAGCAUUUCAAGAUAACAGUUUGAAGAACAUUUUGGAAAAUAAGGUUGUUUGUUGGUUUGCAUUGUACUUGUUUUUUUGUACAGGAUCUGAAUCAUCAGUUGGAUCUUGGUUAGUGAAUUAUUUGGAUAAUGCAAAGCAAUUUGAGCAAUCUAGUGCAAAUUUCAUCAUGACAUUUUUUUGGAUUGGUAUAACUAUGGGAAGGAUAAUUUUAGGAUUCAUAACUUCAAAUUUGUUCCAAAAUGAAUACAGGGCAAAUUUGGUUUACACCACCAUGUCAUUAUUGAUUAUUUUGAUCUUUACUACAAUCAAUUUAAUUACAACAAUGAAUCAAACAUUAACAAUGUUAAUGAUAUUUAUUGAAGGGUUAUUCAUUGGACCUUUAUUCCCAACAAUGAGUGUUACCUUGAUGAAAUUAUUACCAAUUGAAAACCAAGUAAACGCAAUGGGAGUUGUAAGUAGCCUUGGUGGGACUGGGUUCACAAUUGGACCUUUUUUAAUUGGGAUGAUGGUUCAAUUAACUGGAUUGGAACUAUUUCCUAUUCAUGAUUUGUGA